AUGGCGACGAAAGCUGCUUAUAAACGGCUCACUCGCGAAUACCAAAACAUCCAAAAAGACCCUACACCAUUUAUUGUCACUCAUCCAUCAGAGACUAAUAUCCUCGAGUGGCACUACAUUCUCACUGGACCGCCGGGCACUCCUUAUGAAAAUGGACAGUACUGGGGUACAUUGAUAUUCCCUCCAGAAUACCCUUUCGCUCCUCCCGCUAUUCGUAUGCACACGCCAAGUGGCCGGUUCCAGCCUUCAACUCGACUCUGUCUCAGCAUUAGUGACUUCCAUCCCAAGUCUUUCAACCCUGCUUGGGAGGUCUCAACUAUCUUGAUCGGUCUUCUCUCUUUCAUGACCAGUGAAGAAAUGACCACGGGAAGUGUCAGCGCCUCGGAAAGUGAGCGCAGAGUCCUCGCAGCGCGGUCCCGGUGGUGGAACUCAACUGGAGGAGGUUCGCAUGUCACCGCCACUGCAGGCGUUACUCGAACCUCGAAGGGUAUCAAUAAUGUCAAGGCUGGAGAUGGAGGUUUGAAGUUCCGCACAGAAUGGCCUGAAGUCGAUCAAGAAAACUGGGCCUGGAUGAAAGAGCAUCGCAUCGAUUCCGCCACCGGCCAGAUCCUGCCGGAUCCUGAUGCGCCCACUAAGUGCUCCCCUGAAACAAGUGCUUUACGUCGACGACCAAACGGUAGUGCUCCUGGGAUUGGUGUUGUCAUGGACGGUGGACAUGUUGCGAGAGAGGCCGGUCAAGGCUGGGCUUCACGACAUCGAAUCUGGAUCGGCGUGGCUCUCUUCUUUGGCUAUGCACUGAUCUCACGAUUAUUAAACGAUAUGCGGACAUGA
Messenger RNA from Penicillium bovifimosum, 831 nucleotides. Its product is annotated as ubiquitin-conjugating enzyme E2. NCBI's taxonomy places the organism in Eukaryota, Fungi, Ascomycota, Eurotiomycetes, Eurotiales, Aspergillaceae. The record is from RefSeq and is a predicted model, not a curated record. The coding region runs from base 1 to 831 and encodes 276 amino acids. The transcript is spliced from 3 exons.